CGAGCUAACCGCCAAAGAGUAAGAAAAAAAUCCAUAACGGCCAAAGUAAGAUGGAGGGAAAAAAUGGACACGCGUCGCAGUGUGAUAGGUAUGGUUUUGAGAAGUUAUAACUGAAAGGCACUAUAAGAGAUUAGUGAUCACUUGAUGGAACGUGCAUUUCUUGUUGAAGAAGCUUCUGAGUUCUGAGCUGAGAUAAAGAGAUCGGAGAGAGUAGCUAGCUAACUACGAAAGUUGAGUUCAACAAUAGUCGCUGAGAAAGAGAGAGGAAAAGCGCACGCGAAGGAAGAGAGAGCUCGCAAGUUGCAAUAAUGGAGGUGAUAUUGAGUGCUGAUGCUGUUAGUGCUGAGAACAACAACGAGGCGAAUCAUCGUCGUAAUGAAAAGGAGGAGAAGAAGAUCGUUCGCAUUCAGGUUUCCAAAACCAAGAAACGCCUCGAUUUCUACCUCAACCUUUCUAAGAGGUAUAUAAAGCAGAACAAUGACGUCGCUCUCUGCGCACUAGGCAUGGCUAUUCCAACUGCUAUACUCAUCUCUGAAAUUCUGAAACGCAAUGGGUGGGCAACUGAGAAAAAUUUAGCGAUAGCCACUGUUGCCGCUAAAGUCAAGGAAGGCCGGGCGAUUCACAAGCCUAAGAUUGAGAUUGUUCUGGGUAAGGAUAAUGAAGUUGACGGAAGCACUGUUGCUGAGACAUUGGAGAAUGGUGCUGAGAAUAAGGCGUAAAAGUAGUGGAGUCGUGCAUGAUGAUGCUUCUCCGCAUCUUCUGUAUGCAAUGGAGUUAGAACCUGUAUAUGUUCGUUCGUUCAUUCUGUUAAUCUUUUUCUUUCUUUCUUCUGGGAUGAGGUGAUAAAAUGCAAAGUGUACUCUACCCACGCAUUCAGAUCUUUCAAUGAUACUUCAUACUAUUACUGAAUCACAAUGAAAUGAAAUGCGCGCUAGGUGUAUUGUUUCUGCCA
Molecule: messenger RNA, 952 nt
Organism: Arachis ipaensis
Lineage: Eukaryota; Viridiplantae; Streptophyta; Magnoliopsida; Fabales; Fabaceae
Cellular component (GO): nucleus
Molecular function (GO): RNA binding
Source: RefSeq, a predicted model, not a curated record